Molecule: messenger RNA, 1494 nt
Organism: Aspergillus alliaceus
Lineage: Eukaryota; Fungi; Ascomycota; Eurotiomycetes; Eurotiales; Aspergillaceae
Product: arsenic resistance protein
Exons: 4
Coding region: 201-1349 (382 amino acids)
Biological process (GO): antimonite transmembrane transport; arsenite transport
Cellular component (GO): plasma membrane
Molecular function (GO): arsenite transmembrane transporter activity; antimonite transmembrane transporter activity; antiporter activity
Source: RefSeq, a predicted model, not a curated record
GGGAGAGUAGGCGAGAGGGAAGACAAGUCUAGCUUUCAUACCUUCAUGCUUCUAGAACUGGUAACUAAACAGGAUUGUCUUAUUAUGUCCUUCUAAGUAUGUCCUUCUAACCCUAUAAAACCUACUAUUAUCAAACACCCACAGGACCACCUACACCUACUAGUACUUUUACGAUAUUCCCCCAUCCGAAACAUACAGUGAUGGCUUCUACCCAGACACAGACACUUCCCAAAAAUGUAUCCCAUCCUACUGCUCCAAUGAGCGAUGUGGAAAAGCAAGAAAAUUCAGCGUCCCCGGACAGGCCCAAGGUAAAACAUUCUGCGUUCAAGGAUCUCGGACUCCUUGACCGAUUCCUAGCAGUAUGGAUCUUCCUCGCCAUGGCAAUCGGGAUUAUUCUGGGCAACUUCGUUCCGAGCACUGGACCUGCAUUACAAAAAGGGAAAUUUGUGGGAGUAUCGAUCCCAAUAGCCGUUGGUCUUCUUGUUAUGAUGUAUCCCAUUCUCUGCAAAGUAAAAUAUGAGAGUUUACAUCACGUCUUCCGAGCUCGUCAGAUCUGGGUCCAAAUUGCCUUCAGCAUAGUCAUCAAUUGGAUCAUUGCUCCAUUCUUCAUGUUAGCAUUGGCUUGGGCCUUUCUUCCUGAUGAACCAGAACUACGACAAGGGCUAAUACUUGUCGGCCUAGCACGAUGUAUCGCUAUGGUCCUAAUCUGGACCGGUCUCGCUGGAGGUGACAAUGAAUACUGCGCCAUCCUAGUCGCCAUCAACUCCCUUCUCCAAAUGGUGCUAUUCGCACCCAUGGGCGUCUUCUUCAUCCAAAUCAUAAGCGGCGACACCGUCACAUUCGAAUACAGCACGGCCGCCAAAAGCGUCGCCGUAUUCCUCGGAAUCCCGCUAGGCGCCGCGAUUCUCACACGCUUCAUCCUCCGACGGCCAACAAGCGCACGAUGGUACGACCAAGUCUUCCUAAAAUGGAUCAGCCCGCUAUCCCUAAUCGGACUCCUGUUCACAAUUCUUGUGCUCUUCGCUUCUCAAGGACGCCAGGUUGUGCAUCAGAUCGUCUCGGUGAUCCGUGUUGCCGCGCCGCUUAUCGUUUACUUCGGUGUUAUAUUCUUUGCGACUCUUUUCGUCGCUUAUAAGAUGGGAUUUGGGUAUAGGUUGGCAGCGACGCAGAGUUUUACGGCCGCGAGUAAUAAUUUUGAGCUAGCUAUUGCCGUUGCUGUUGCGACGUUUGGAGAGAAUAGUAAUCAGGCUCUGGCGGCUACUGUUGGGCCGCUUAUUGAGGUUCCGGUGCUCUUGGGGCUGGUUUAUGCUGUGAGGUUGGUGGCGGUUCGAUUGGGUUGGGAGGAUUAGGUUUAUAUAUCUGUGAUUCAGACUAGAAGGACUUUUAUUCAGCUCUUUCUGCUUUUUGAAUGUAAUUUAGAGUGAUUAGUAUGCGGUGUAGGCUCAGGUGACCCCAGCCCUAAUUGCUCCACAAGGCAAUAGAAGCAGAGCGCCA